Candida tropicalis MYA-3404 is the source of this 363-nucleotide messenger RNA. RefSeq names its product mitochondrial 37S ribosomal protein mS38. Gene Ontology annotation, biological process: mRNA processing. The coding region runs from base 1 to 363 and encodes 120 amino acids. The transcript has a single exon. The record is from RefSeq and is a predicted model, not a curated record. Gene Ontology annotation, cellular component: mitochondrion. NCBI's taxonomy places the organism in Eukaryota, Fungi, Ascomycota, Pichiomycetes, Serinales, Debaryomycetaceae.
AUGUUUAGAUCGUUGGUUAAACUUGUCCCUAAGUUUAAUAAUGGUGGGGCAUUAGUAUUGUCCAGAUUUGCUUCAUCUACCCCUACAUCUACUUUUCCAAUCAGUCAUUCACUCAUGGCUAGAUCAUCAAUAAUAGGAAACACUACAUCACCAAUAGUCCAACAAUUGUACAUGAAUAAACUUGUAAAUUUCCAACCAACACAACCAAAAGAAUAUAAUUUAGAUACUAUUGAUGAAGAUGAUGAUAGUAAUACCAUGCAUGCAUUGUCAGUUUUAAGAAAAAGAAGAUUAAAGAUGAAAAAACAUAAAUAUAAGAAGAGAAGAAAGGCUCAAAGAGCUUUAAGAAAGAGAUUGGGUAAAUAG